Molecule: messenger RNA, 2350 nt
Organism: Xenopus laevis (African clawed frog)
Lineage: Eukaryota; Metazoa; Chordata; Amphibia; Anura; Pipidae
Product: SLAIN motif-containing protein 1-like
Exons: 1
Coding region: 374-877 (167 amino acids)
Source: RefSeq, a predicted model, not a curated record
UGAAAAAAAAUAAAAAAAGACAACUCUUCAUCAAGCAGAAUUCAUUCAGGAUAGAAGCAGCUUGUGCAAUGCUUAGAGACUGGCUUUCUCUUUGUUCCCAAUGUGUCUCUUCCUCCCUUGCUUUGCAUUUGUGGGAGGGAGCCUGCUGCACACAUUAAUAUUCCCACCGCUGACAGGAGGCACAUUCAGUGAGAUCUAAGCAAGAUGCAGUCCAUAGUCCUGCUAUAUGGGAUCUAUCAGAGAUCCUGACUGCAGGAAGCUGGGUUUAUCAGCCAGGGCAGUGUCCUGCAACAUUACCUCCUAGGUGGAAUUACAAAUUAAGGCUGUUGGGGAUUUGAGACAGUGGCUAUAGAAAGCUGCAGCAGCGUGAGCCAUGGCAGAGGUGAAGUGCAGCAGCAGCAGCACUGGAUCUCCCACCAAUAAUGGGCUGGUGGUGAAUGCAGAGCUGGAGAUGAAGAAGCUGCAAGAGCUGGUGAGGAAGCUGGAGAAGCAGAAUGAGCAGCUGAGGAACCGAGCUAGUGCUGUGAGCAACUGUACACCAAGCCCACACCUGCUGCUGCAGCAUCAGCAUCCUCCUUCUGUGGUGCAUCAGCCAGGGACAUGUAUCCACUCUUCCCCUGUGCUCUCACGGCCCACGGGGCUCUACCUACCCAGUCCUUUGCCCACUUUGCUCUGCACUUCAGCCUUGGCCGGCAGCCUCUUUUCCCCAGAUUCCAUGGGCUAUUACAGUAAUAACAACAGGCUGCCGUUUUCCUGCAUCAAUGCUGCAGAGAGGGCACAAAAUGACUGUAAAGUUCCAGUUCAUUCCCUACUGGAUGAGGUGGAGAUUUUGGAUCUGGAGGAUGGGUAUUGCAGUGGCGAUGAGGAAACCUGGUAAUGAUGCACUGGGGAGAUAGAGGGGUUAGGGAAGGUUCAGACAGGAGCUACUGCAUAUUUAUGUGACUCAAAUAUUUAUCUGAAGUCAAAAAGAAAAAAUAAUAAGCAUUGUAUACUUUUUAUUCAUAACAUUUAAAUUUGUAUCUUUAAACAGCUCUUUACUGAACUAAGGGUUGUGUGUGCCAAUUUGUAUUCAGAUUAGUUUUGCAGUCUUUGGACUGGGCAUGGAGCUGUUUUGUACAGUACUACUGUAUAUGGGAAAAUAUGAUUGAAAGGCUAUAAAAGUAUGCAAAAGCAUCCCCUCUGGUAGGAAAAGUCCUUAUUUGCCAAAGAAGAUUUAGUCUGUAUUCCUCGGUGAUUGGGAACAGUAAUACAACCUGCUCCAGGCAAUAGGAUUUGCUCUUAUCUCAGCCUGAAUUUUACAGAGCAGCCAUCAUUUAUUUAUUAACUGCUUUAGAAACUGAGUUUAGAUUCAACUGCUUUUGUUUUUUUUUUAAAUGACUUAAUUAUGAGAAUCUUGGCAUAGAGUGAUAUUUUGGAGCAGGUUGCAUGUGAUUGGUGGAAGGACAGAGGGGUGUUUUGUUUUGCAUCACACCAUCCCCAUAUUUCAAUGCACUGUAGGAUGAGAACUGAAAUUCUGGCUUUGCUUUGCAGUUAUUUUAAUCCAUUUGUGAUACUGCAGUACAGUAUCUUUAAUUAACAAAUAAUCUUAAAGAAAAUACUCACACAAUACGUUUGUUGGCAAAGAGCGAGGUGUAUAGUGUUUGUCAUAUAGCAGUCUUAUGAUAUCUAAAUUUAUCCGUCACCUAUUUCGAGCAUCAUAAGAGCACAUGUUCAUGAGGGAACCUGAAAGACAGAAGCUCUAUAACAAAGGCCAAACUAUAACAUCUUUGUAUAGUUCACACAUUUUUACAUGUAAUGAAAAGCAGAGUGAAUCAAUUUCAUUUCAAUUUGAACCCUCAAGUGCACCCUGGGGGGGAUCAGUACAAGUGUUUUGUCACCCACCUGCAGAUGCCAUGGGUUACUGCACUAGGGAAAAUAUGCCUGUUAUUAGUAAAUAAGUCCUAUGGCGAGUGAAAUAUUUCACCCAUGUGAACCACCUGUUAGAAAAAAUAUAAACAGCAUUUAUUUAGAUUAUUUAGAUUUAUUUAUUGAACUGAAAAUUUAGUUUUUGGACUUGCAGCAUCUGGAAUUGAUUGCUAUGGUUUACUGCUUUAUGGGUUAUUUUUUAAUGACUAUAUUGCAAAGUUUUUAUUUGAGAGCCAUUCAACAUUUAUAUUAGACUGAAACAAGCACACUUGAUUCCCCACUGCAUAAGGCUUAAGCAUCGUAAACAGCAGGAUUGAUUUAUUAAUAUACUGUAUGCACUAUAUUAUUUUUAUUUAUCAGCAGGAAACUGAUUCUGUUCUGUUCUUCUUCUAAAACCGGCCAUACAGAUCCCAGAAUCUCAUAAUAAAGUUAUUAAAUAACCAGA